AUGUUUCCAGUGGUGCAAGUGCUGAUCGUCUACCUGGUCGUUGAAUGCCACGCUCUUGAACACCACCAGCCCAACCAAGCUGGUUACGUGGGUGCAGGAUACACAGGCUACACUGAUUCUGCAGCGGCGGCUUCUUACGGAGGAUACGACGCUUACGCUUCUCCGCCUCAGCCGUACACUUUUGGCUACAACAAUGUGGACGAGUACGGUAACCGGCAGUUCCACAGCGAGCAGGGUGACUCCAACAAUGCCAAGACCGGCUCUUACGGCUACAGAGACUCCAACGGCCUCUAUCGACGAGUGAACUACGUGGCCGACGCGUAUGGCUUUCGGGCUAGCGUGGACACCAACGAGCCAGGCACCGCACCUGGUGCCAGUGCAGACGCCGUCUUCAACGCUUCGCCAGUCGUCCCACCAGUCCCAUCAAGUGCUGUAGAGAGUCGGGCGCCUGCAGCUUACGGCACACAGGGGCCAGCACCGUACUUCCCUGGCGGCUACGGUGGUUACGGCGGAUACGGAUACAACUCAUACGUAGGCGCCGCUGGUGCCUAUGGCUACGCCCCCUACGGGCGUUACGGAGGCGUUGCCAGCGGUGCAGAGCUUGGUAGAUUCCCCAGAGGCGGCCAACCUCCCUAUGGUUACGCUGCCGCUGGCUAUGGUGCAGGUUACAGACCUGAUGUCAACGGUGCCCCUGUUGGAUACGGAAGCUGGCCUUCCGCUCAUCACGGAUUCCGUCGUCGUUAA
Messenger RNA from Rhipicephalus sanguineus (brown dog tick), 744 nucleotides. Its product is annotated as cuticle protein 16.8-like. The record is from RefSeq and is a predicted model, not a curated record. The coding region runs from base 1 to 744 and encodes 247 amino acids. Gene Ontology annotation, molecular function: structural constituent of chitin-based larval cuticle. Gene Ontology annotation, cellular component: chitin-based extracellular matrix. The transcript is spliced from 3 exons. Lineage: Eukaryota; Metazoa; Arthropoda; Arachnida; Ixodida; Ixodidae.